UUCGCUGCUUCGUCCAAACUCUCCAGAUCGUCGUUCAGCCGCUCGGGAGGUUCCCGCCAGUCUCGUGCUCUCACGCCAGCUGUGUUCGCUCCGUCAGUCGGGAUGUCUCCGUCCCCGUCCCCGCGGCUCUUCACGGAGCGGGAGGUGGCCCGCCACGGCACCAAGGACUCCUGCUGGGUCCGUCUGGGCACCAGGGUCUAUGACGUGACCGCCUUCCUGCGGAUGCACCCGGGCGGCGAGGCGCUGAUCCUGCGCCGCUCGGGCAGGGACUUGACCCCGGAGAUGGAGGGACCCCCGCACCGGCACUCGGAGAACGCGCGGCGGUGGAUGGAGCAGUACUACAUCGGAGAGCUGGAGCGCGAGCGCGACUCCGCGGAGACGCAGACUCUGAGGGAGAGAAAGUCAAGCGUUCAUCAGACGGACGGGAAGGUGUCAGGGCCCUCGGGGAAGGACCAGGACCACGACUCUGCCUACGACCGCUGCAGCCCCGUGGACCUGGACAACGACCUGGUGGACUGGAGGAAGCCUCUGGCCUGGCAGGUGGGCCACCUCGGGGAGAAGUACGACGCCUGGGUGCACCAGCCCGUGGACAGACCCAUCAGGCUCUUCGGGAACCCUCUGCUGGAGGCCGGGACCAAAACCUCCUGGUACUGGGUCCCGGUGGUGUGGCUGCCCGUGGUGGUCUACCUCAGCUGGUACUGCUUCACCUCUCUGGCUCGGGGCGACACCAGGAUGGACAUCACCGCAGACUUCUCCGUCACAUUCCACAAGUUCACCUUCAUCCCACUCUUUCUGCUGGGCUGGUUCUUGUGGUCCUUCAUCGAGUACUGCAUCCAUCGCUUCGUCUUUCACAUGAAACCACCUGCUCACAACUACUACCUGAUCAUGCUGCACUUCCUGCUGCACGGGCAACACCACAAGUCUCCGUUCGACGGCUCGCGGCUGGUCUUCCCCCCGGGCCUGGCCUCUCUGGUGGUGGGCUCCUUCUACAGGCUGCUGUCCGUGGUGCUGCCGGAGGUCAUCGGGAAGUCGGUGUUUGUGGGCGGCCUGUGCGGCUACGUGGUGUACGACAUGAUCCACUACUACCUGCACUACGGCUCCCCCAAAAGGGGCUCCUACAUGUACGGCCUGAAGGCCUACCACGUCAAGCACCAUUUCGAGCACCAGAGGGCAGGUUUCGGCAUCACCACCACGUUCUGGGACCAUCCUUUCAACACGGUCAUCCCUGAGGAGAGCUUCUGACCCGCACCAGUCGGUCACAUGACCCGACCUGAGGACUCCAUGUUUGCCGCCGCCCUAUCCCUCCACGUCCUCCAUCUU
Synchiropus splendidus (mandarinfish) is the source of this 1320-nucleotide messenger RNA. It is a transcript of the gene fa2h, whose product is annotated as fatty acid 2-hydroxylase. Gene Ontology annotation, cellular component: membrane; endoplasmic reticulum. Gene Ontology annotation, molecular function: iron ion binding; heme binding; fatty acid 2-hydroxylase activity. Gene Ontology annotation, biological process: fatty acid metabolic process; lipid biosynthetic process. Lineage: Eukaryota; Metazoa; Chordata; Actinopteri; Syngnathiformes; Callionymidae. The record is from RefSeq and is a predicted model, not a curated record. Bases 103 to 1242 code for a protein of 379 amino acids. The transcript is spliced from 7 exons.